Messenger RNA from Vicia faba (fava bean), 1380 nucleotides. The record is from the annotation of a GenBank genome assembly. Lineage: Eukaryota; Viridiplantae; Streptophyta; Magnoliopsida; Fabales; Fabaceae.
AUGUUUUUCGUGUAUAAUUUAGGACAGAAACGACUGAUAUAUCUUCUCUGUAGAAAAUCGGACUUGAAUGAGACUGAGUUUUCCAAAUUCCAUUCUAAUGUCAAGCGUGGUGAUAUUGUUGGCAUCACAGGGUUUCCAGGCAAAAGCAAGAAGGGGGAGCUUAGUAUUUUCUCCAAAACUAUUGUGACACUGUCUCAUUGUUUGCAUAUGAUGCCAAAACUAAUAUCUGCGUCUGCAGCGGAUAAUUCAAAUGUGAAGAAAAGUGCAUGGGUACCAGGAAGUACCCGGAAUCCCGAAGCAUACUUUUUGAAAGAUCAGGAAACUAGAUAUCGGUUACGCCAUUUGGAUUUGAUGAUUAAUCCAGAGGUUCGAGAAAUAUUCAAGACUAGGUCUAAAAUCAUUUCCUACAUUAGGUCCUUCCUGGACAAGCUUGAUUUCUUAGAGGUUGAAACACCUAUGAUGAAUAUGAUUGCCGGUGGUGCUGCUGCUAAGCCAUUUGUAACUCAUCAUAACGACCUUAACAUGAGAUUAUUCAUGAGAAUUGCUCCAGAACUCUAUCUCAAGGAGUUGGUUGUAGGUGGGCUGGACCGUGUUUAUGAAAUUGGGAAGCAAUUUAGAAAUGAGGGUAUAGAUCUGACUCACAAUCCUGAGUUUACUACCUGUGAGUUCUAUAUGGCUUAUAUGGACUACAAUGAUGUAAUGGAGUUAACGGAGAACAUGUUGAGUGGUAUGGUCAAGGAACUUACAAAUGGCAGCUAUAAAAUCAAGUAUCAUGCAAAUGGGAUUGAUAAGGAUCCUAUUGAAAUAGACUUUACUCCACCAUUCAGAAGGAUUGAUAUGAUUGAAGGAUUAGAGCAGAUUGCUGGCCUCAGUAUUCCCAAAGACUUGGCCAGUGAUGAAACUAAUCAAUAUCUGAAGAAUGCUUGUUUGAAGUACGAAAUCAAAUGUCCCCCUCCUGAAACAACUACACGCUUGUUGGAUAAGCUUGUUGGGCACUUUUUGGAGGAAACAUGUGUCAAUCCCACAUUCAUCAUAAACCAUCCUGAGAUAAUGAGUCCGUUGGCUAAGUGGCACAGAUCAAAACCUGGCCUGACAGAACGUUUUGAAUUGUUUGUUAACAAACAUGAGAUUUGCAAUGCAUAUACUGAAUUGAAUGACCCUGUGGUACAACGACAAAGAUUUGCUGAGCAACUCAAGGAUCGGCAAUCAGGUGACGAUGAAGCAAUGGCCUUAGACGAGACAUUUUGUACCGCUUUGGAGUAUGGUUUGCCACCAACUGGUGGUUGGGGUUUGGGUAUUGAUAGGCUGACCAUGUUAUUGACUGACUCCCAAAAUAUUAAGGAGGUUCUUCUCUUCCCUGCUAUGAAACCUCAAGAUUGA